GACAGUGACAAACAAGCCAAGGUGUCAUUGAUGACAAUGCCAUUGCUACCAUAACACACCUGUCUUUCUACAUAACAACAUUCACUCUUCCCUCCCUUCUAUCUUCCAGUAAAAUCUCCUCUUCCCAAACAUCAUGUUUGAUCCAAGAACUGAACUUUCUAACACAAAUGACAGUUAUGACCGUUGGGGGGAUAUUAAUCACAGUGCCAGAGCCCGAAAAACUGCUCCAAACUAUGAGAAUUAUGGGAAUUGGAAUGGUGGUGGGGUUAAUCUUAGGCCUCAGAAUAUGGCUGAUGAGUCUGGUGUUUGUUCACCACCUUUGUGGAACACUAGUCCACCUAGAAGCCCGGUCCAUCAGCGGCCUCACCACAACAAUUAUCGGUAUCUCUCUCCUGCAUCAAGAACUCAAGCAAUUGCCAGAGGCCAGUGGGAGCUUAUGGAGAUGGUCAAGAAAAUGCCAGAGUCAAGUUAUGAGCUCACUUUGAGAGAUCUUGUUGUGCAGCCUAGAGCAGAACCUCAAGAAGACUGUUUGGUUCAAAAGAAAAUUUUUGGUGAUGAAGUUGGAGUGAAGGUAAAGAGGCAAGAAAGUAAGAGAAAGGAAAGGAAAGUAAAAAUGAUGAACAGUAGAAGUACUGAAAAUGGGGGAUUGUUUCUUAAGAUGGUGUUUCCAGUUUCUUUGGGAUCAAAGAAGAAGAAAAAGAAUUCAGGCCCAAACAAAUGUGCAAAAAUUUCUCCAAAGCCUGAGAAUUUGGAUAAGUCUUCAAAGGGUGCUGAGAAGGAUUGGUGGAAGAAAAGAUUUUCUGUUUCAGGUGAGAGCGAAAACGGUGGAAAUAGUAACAAUACUGGAAGCAAAGGCAGCAGUGGCAGCAGCGGAAGCAGCCGGAGCAACAGCACCAGGAAGACGAGUGAUAUUUCGCCUGGAUGCUGGUCUGGCUUCUUCUCCAAGAACAGCAAAUCUGCAAACUAAAAUGAGCCAAUGUUUCUAAAUUCACCUACUACCUAGAUAGUCCUGUAAAAAGCCUCCUAAUAUUGUCUAGAAACAGUAGAGUAUCAGAAAUUGUCAGUAUAAUAUAUGUUUAUUCCUGAUAUCUUUGAAAAGUUGGCUGUGUUUUCGUUUUAAUCAGAGGGUUUUUUGUUUUUUUAUCUUUAUUAACCGCGAGAUGGUUGCUGUUCUCAAUCCCGUCUAUGCUUCUGCUAGAAAAUUGUGUAGUAAAUUGCAAUUCUAAUAUGUGAAUGUUAUAUUGCUGAUUUCUGUA
Ilex paraguariensis (yerba mate) is the source of this 1256-nucleotide messenger RNA. The record is from the annotation of a GenBank genome assembly. NCBI's taxonomy places the organism in Eukaryota, Viridiplantae, Streptophyta, Magnoliopsida, Aquifoliales, Aquifoliaceae.